Colletotrichum siamense is the source of this 804-nucleotide messenger RNA. RefSeq names its product Pre-mRNA-splicing factor cwf23 (gene cwf23). The coding region runs from base 1 to 804 and encodes 267 amino acids. The record is from RefSeq and is a predicted model, not a curated record. Gene Ontology annotation, biological process: spliceosomal complex disassembly. The transcript has a single exon. Gene Ontology annotation, cellular component: spliceosomal complex. NCBI's taxonomy places the organism in Eukaryota, Fungi, Ascomycota, Sordariomycetes, Glomerellales, Glomerellaceae.
AUGGUAGACAGCAACAAGGACCUCCUCGCUAAGGCGCAGGAAUACUCGACAAACAAUGUCGAUCUCUACGAGCUACUCCAAAUCGAAGCGUCCGCGAAGGACGAGAAGGAAAUCCAGCGCGCGUGGCGCAAACAGUCCCUCAAGUACCAUCCCGACAAGACCAAGGACGCAUUCGACCCCGAGAAGUGGGAGCUCAUCGAGAACGCCCGCGACAUCCUCCUAGACACCGCUGCCCGCGCUGCGUACGACAAUGCGCGCAAGGCGGCCCUCCUGCGCAAGGCUGAGCGCCAGCGCGUGGAGGGGGCCCGCAAGCGCGUCAUCGACGAGCUCGAGGCCGCUGAGCAGGAGGCCAAGAGGCAGCGUCUCGACAAGGAAGAGCGCGAACGGGAGAUGGAGCGCGAGAAGGCCCGGCUUCGUGCGGAGGGCCAGCGGCGAAUGGCCGAGGAGGCCGAACGAUUCAAGAAGGAGCAGCUGGAGCGCAUGGAGAGGGAAAGAGAGCCGGACGAAUACGAUGAGAAGCUGGCGGAGCUGCAGAGGCAACUGGACGAGAAGAGGCGGCUGAAGGCUGAGAAGAAGGCUCGGAAGAAGGGCAAGGCAGACGGCGCCCCGACUCCCGACCCUGCGCCUGCGCCAGCACCAGCACCCGCUGCUCCUCGAGCACCGCCCAAAUGGGAAGAUCUCAAGGCGCGCAUGUUGGAAGCUCAGAGGCGAAAGGAAGCCAUGAAGGCAGCGGAGGCCACAAAUACACCACCCGGGACGGAUACGUCAACGAAAGCGGCGGAGGGAGAGGCGGCGACGGCUUGA